AUGGAGGAGAGGGGGCCUCCCUCCAGUUCCCAUGUUUCCGGUGACUACCCCCCUAAUUCCACCCACAAAUACCAUAGCAUUCCCGACACCAACAACUUCCAAGACACCCCUACGGGGACUUACGUCGUCCAAGUCCAUAAAGAUCGAAUUUACAGAACCCCACCACCGGAAAACGCUUUGAUCGUGGAACGUUAUCGUAAUUCUCCUGCUAAGAAACAAUCUAAUUGUAUUAAAUAUGUGUUGAUUUCCAUCGCUAUUAUAGUUCUCCUUCUGGGAUUCAUAGGUGGGAUUAUGUUAAUCGUGAUCAAGAAAGAUGACCCUAGAUUUCACGUAGAACGUGUACGUGUUAACACAAAAGAAAAAACCCGACAAAAGAAAACUGAUUUCGACAUCACGUUGGCAUCAAGAAACCCUAAUGCUCACACGAUCAUAUCAUUUGAUGAUCAUGGAAAAGCUGCUUUGUCUUUUAAAGAGAAGAUUCGCCAUUGGAAAGUUUCCAUCAGCUGA
Molecule: messenger RNA, 507 nt
Organism: Lactuca virosa
Lineage: Eukaryota; Viridiplantae; Streptophyta; Magnoliopsida; Asterales; Asteraceae
Source: the annotation of a GenBank genome assembly